AAUAACAAAUCGAUGUUUCUUUCCUUUUCUCUCUAAUAAAUGAAAAACAUUUUUUUAAUUCCUUACGGGUUUUAGUAGCCACUCAUAACUAAUAUAAGACACUGGGAGCCACCUAAAACAUAAGGGUACAAAGAGGUGGAAAGUAAAAGAAGAGUAAAAUAUAUAUGCAAACAUAAACCAAAUGAACAUAUAACAACAUAUAGUAGACUUGAAGGCAAAAAGCAUUACGAGGAAUAAAUAAGAGCACUCUAUAUCAAAAAGUUCAAUUUACCAGGAAGUUCUAAAUUUGUAUGCAUUUAAUAACAGGUACAAGAAAAAAUAGACAUUUGUAGUCAUAACACAAGGUUUAACAUACCUCUCAUUCCAUGACAGAUAUUCUUGGCAACUUUAAGAUGUACAAUAAAUUAACUGCAGUCACCAUGCUUUAUAUUAGAUCCUCAGAAUUUAUUCUUAUAACAAAGUUUGACCUACAUGUCACCAUUUUCCCCUCCCCCAUCUCCAAAGCCUUAUUCCAAAUUUCUGCACUUUGUACCACACCACAGUGCCUACACCCAGGAGGAAAUUGAUCUUUAUUUCCCCUGGAGAGAGCUCCAGUGAGAUACUAAAAAGCUUUGUCUUACCCUUAUCCAAUAUCCCAUAUGUUAAAGAAAAAACUGUAUAGCAUACUAUAAAAGACAAAAAACACAUAAUCUCAAUGAACACAAAAAGCAUUUGGAAAAAGUCCAUGGUUAAAACCUUCACCACUAGGAAUAAAAGGGAACUUCCUUAACUUGAUAAAGGGCAUCUAGGAAAAGCCUAUAGCUAACAUAUUUAAUGAAGAAAGGCAACGCUUGCCCCCUAAAAUCAGAACAAGACAAGGAUGUCUGCUCUCUAUUCAACAUUGUACUGGAGGUUUCAGCCAUUAGAAAUUAAUACAUAGUAUGCUUAUCACAUUUGUAGAUUGGCUACAGAAUGUUAUGAUCAAUAGGAUAUGACCCAAAAUUAUUGCAACAGGCUGGAACGAUUAACAGCGUAAACGAGAUGUAAAUUAAAACCCAAAUGAAUACAUUUAGGUUUAAAAACCAACUAGAAGUUACAAAAUUAUGCAAAAGAAUUGCUGAAUAUCUACUGUGUGCCAUGCACUAGAGAUGGAGGCAUGAUUCCUUCCUAGGUGGGCUAAUUCCAGACCCAAAAAAAUGUCUACGCUGGACCAAGACUUCCUGUGAUCUCUCAGCUCCUUGGCACUUGUUAAUAUAAUUCCCUAAUUCAACUGUGUUAAUUCUUCGGGGCCCAGAUCGCAUACUGUACUUUGAGUCUCCAAGGUUUGCAAUAAUUACCAGGAGUUCAAUACCUUCCUCUUGAAUGACUUCAUUGGCCCUGGACCCUCAGGCCGAGUAAGUACUCGGAAAGUAAGGAAGCCGUUUGACGCGAAAACGUGAAUUGCGCGUUUUAGGAAGACAAUGCCUGGAACGGAGCCUAGAAAGGCCUGGAAUUCUAACAACUCUCGGAGUGUGGGGAGGUGUCCGGAAGCGUUUCGGGGAUUACCUCUCUGAGCAUGAGCGGAAGCCACGCUUUGAGCAGUCGGCCCGGUGGGUGGUUGGUUUGGGACGGGGGCGGUACUGAUAAGCGCCAUAUUCAGGACAGGGCGGUCCGUUUCCAUUCUGUACUUCCCGUUGUACCUGCGAACAGGUGACAAAUUUGUCUUCGCUACUAGAAAAUAAAGGUCACAUUGGAGGAAGUCUUAAGGCAGCCCAACUCUCCAUUUUCCCGUAGUAAAGAUGGCUGCGCCCAGAAUGUAAACGACAGGCAAAACCACUUCCGCGUUUCUCCUGCGCCCUCACCCAAGAUGGCGGACGAGGCCACCCGGCGUGUAGUGUCGGAGAUUCCGGUGCUGAAGACUAACGCCGGACCUCGAGAUCGGGAGUUGUGGGUGCAGCGCCUCAAGGAGGAGUAUCAGUCUCUUAUCCGGUAUGUGGAGAGCAACAAGAUCGCAGACACCGAUUGGUUCCGACUGGAGUCUAACAAGGAAGGGACUCGGUGGUUUGGAAAAUGCUGGUAUAUCCAUGAUCUCCUCAAAUAUGAGUUUGACAUCGAGUUUGAUAUUCCUAUCACAUAUCCUACUACUGCCCCAGAAAUUGCAGUCCCUGAACUGGAUGGAAAAACAGCCAAGAUGUACAGGGGUGGCAAAAUUUGUCUGACUGAUCACUUUAAGCCUUUGUGGGCCAGGAAUGUGCCCAAGUUUGGACUAGCUCAUCUCAUGGCUCUGGGGCUGGGUCCGUGGCUGGCAGUGGAAAUCCCCGAUCUGAUUCAGAAAGGUGUUAUUCAGCAUAAAGAGAAAUGCAACUGAAGGAUCAAGACACUGAGGCUGGAUAACCUUUGAUAGGCUAUGUUCCGUUUUCCUGUGUGUCCCUUACUCAUCUAAUGGCUUCCCUCACUCUCCUUCACCCACAAUUGUUACUAAGUAGCUGCAGCAGGGAUUGUUGGAACAACAACAAACAAACAGUGUUGCUACUGAAUCUCUAAGGCUACACCAGGAGGGGAAAACCUGGGGCUUUGGAAAACCAAAAGGCCAUUUAUAUUCCUUCCCGGGGUGGAGCAGUGUGAGGUCCUGGAGGGACAGGGGUGAUGGAAAGUGGGUACAUAGUCGUUUUGGUUUCUGGAGAUAACUCAUCAAUAAAAGCUGCUUCCUCUGGUG
Miniopterus natalensis is the source of this 2674-nucleotide messenger RNA. NCBI's taxonomy places the organism in Eukaryota, Metazoa, Chordata, Mammalia, Chiroptera, Miniopteridae. The record is from RefSeq and is a predicted model, not a curated record.